GCAAUACCAUAGCUUCUGCCUUGGUACCCCUGGGCGCAACAUCUGUGCGACUGAUUUUACCGCCUAUUUCCCAUUGUCUCUAAAGUCCGUGCGAGCUAUCAAGCCAUGAACCCUUGAAUUGCGGAGGUUCCCACCGAGAGAUGGGCUAUUGAGAUAGAGCUCUUUGUUCGCUACUUAUAUAUACACUUUAUAUGGUAUAGCUUCCAGCUUCGAGAUCGCGUGCUCUAGAAGAAUCGAGCCUGGAACCUUCACUGCUUGAGACAAUGGCUUUGCUCGGGGAAGAUGAUGAUGACAGAGAUCUUGCUGGCUCGCAAGAUGGUAGCUCCGAUAAUGAAAUGGACGACACCCUCCGGGACGCUGAUGAUGGCGGCAACGACAAUGACGAUAACGACAACGACAACGAGAACGACAACGACGCCGACGCCGACGCCGAUCAAGACGCCGAUCAAGAUGCAGAUACCCAGUCCAAUGCCAGUCACGUAUCGGAUAGCGCUGGUGUAGCAACCCAGCCGAAUGCCGAUGUCGAAAUGACCACGACCGGCCCAGUGAACAUUGUCCAUGAUUCGGUUUCUGUGUAUCAUCCGCCAGUCCGGCCCGAAUGUCUCACUGCCUCUACCUAUGAUAUAGUCCCUACGACGGCUGCGCCCCAUAGUACAUCGAUUAAUGCGGUGACUGCGACUGCAGACAUGAGAUGGGUAUUCAGCGGCGGCUCAGAUGGAUAUGUGCGGAAGUUCAAUUGGGUGGAGUCGAUCAAUAGCAAGUUGAUGUUAACUGUAGCGCAACGGCACCCCUUCGUGGACAGCGUGAUCAAGGCGGGCGUGGUAAUGACAUAUUGGGAAAACAUGGACGGUAACACUCUGUCACCGGUAUAUUCUUUGGCUAGCCAUAGUGAAGGGUUGUGGUUAUUGUCCGGCUUAGAGUCCGGUGCCAUUCGCCUACAAUCUAUCCGCCAUGACGAGGGCAAGGAGAUUGCUCUGCUAAAACAGCAUACUUCAGCCGUGUCAGUGUUGAAUCUGACAUCGGAUGAGAAAUCAUUAUUGUCCGGAAGUUGGGAUAAGCGAAUCUUUGACUGGGACCUGAACACGGGCCAGACUAGGCGCUCAUUUGGAUCCAGUGCCAGGCAAAUAUCAGCCAUUGACUUACGGCCUGAAUCUAGUCUUCCAGUCCCUAAGGAUACUGAGACACCGCUUCCUAAUGGGACUUAUUCGUCGAAUUACCAGGCGAGUGGUGGUAAUAGCUUUGACUUCAUGGAUACGUCGAACGACCAAGGCGGUGUUGGCGACACAUCAAACCCGCAGGCGGGCUCACCGGCAGACUCACUUUUCGGUGGAGCGGAUUCGUUGUUCGGGGACGCAGAUGGCACCGCAGGCGAAGGUGCAGGCGCAUCAGGAAAUGCCUUUGGCAUAGAUGAAGAUGAUGAAUUUGGCAAAGCUCUAGCCAAUGGUACCCUCCCCGACGCCGAUGCGCCCGGUGAGCCUGAGCCGUCAGAUCAGCAAAAUGGUGCUCCAGAAGCGCCAGCUCCAGUUGAUACAAGUGCCCAAAUCAAGGAGGAGACCGUGGCGCCUCAGCAACCAGAGACUCGCGAGUCAGAGGCCGCCACUGUCUCGUCGCAGCCUAUUGUGAACGGGCUGCCUCACGCGGAGGAAUUGGAACCUGUCCUCGAGAGCCAAAAUGCCAACCAACAAACAGAGUCCGAUAAGAAUGUUUCCGAUAACACCUUCCUUGCCGCAUCCAUAGACGGCACUAUCCGAGUAUGGGACAGACGACAACCGGACCCUGUUGCUCGCAUAUCGCCUCGCAAUUCCCCACCUUGGUGCAUGAAUGCGUGCUGGUCUCCUGACGGUAAUUAUAUCUACGCCGGCCGUCGAAAUGGAACUGUAGAAGAAUUCAGUCUUCACAAGGGCUUACGAGACCCUGAACGAGUUUUCAAAUUCCCCCAGGGAAGUGGGCCUGUUACGGCUCUCAGGGCGAUGCCUAACGGGCGACAUAUAGUCUGCGCCUCCCAUGAUAUUCUUAGAUUAUACGACCUGAAACACGAGCAAGUCGCUCGUCACUCAACAGUCCCAUUCCUUAUCAUUCCCGGGCAUCGAACAGGCACUGUCUCACAGCUAUACAUCGACCAAGCAUGUCGGUUCAUGGUCUCCACAAGUGGCAAUAGAGGCUGGGAAGGCAGUACCACCGAAGUCUUACUGGGGUACGAGAUCGGUGUUCCUCGGUAGUUGGCUGUGGAUUUGUAUACUAUCUGUAUCUCUGGCAUGCUUCUAUGCGUGUUGCUGGGAUGCUUUGCUGUUUGAUGUAGUUUUGACGCAUAUACCGGCAAUGUGUUAAUGAUAGCGCUGUGUUGAGUCAUGUUGAAGACACGACUGAUGAGUUAUACCAUGAUGUUCUUCCAGGUUCACUAUCUUGUAAAUACUGAAUGAGAUCUAGUAACGUGUACUGGCAUGUAAUUCCGUAUAUGUAGCCAACCGAGGAGAGAAACUAUAAUAAAGAAGAAAAGUACAAUAUGCUACAGUGUCCAUAUGAAACCACGAACACCAACCCGAUAUGUCCAAACCAAACGAUAACCAUGCAAA
Messenger RNA from Aspergillus pseudonomiae, 2573 nucleotides. RefSeq names its product WD40 repeat domain-containing protein. Gene Ontology annotation, molecular function: protein binding. The record is from RefSeq and is a predicted model, not a curated record. The transcript is spliced from 3 exons. Bases 264 to 2219 code for a protein of 651 amino acids. NCBI's taxonomy places the organism in Eukaryota, Fungi, Ascomycota, Eurotiomycetes, Eurotiales, Aspergillaceae.